Messenger RNA from Gadus morhua (Atlantic cod), 2823 nucleotides. RefSeq names its product sodium channel subunit beta-4. Gene Ontology annotation, molecular function: transmembrane transporter binding; sodium channel regulator activity. The record is from RefSeq and is a predicted model, not a curated record. NCBI's taxonomy places the organism in Eukaryota, Metazoa, Chordata, Actinopteri, Gadiformes, Gadidae. Gene Ontology annotation, biological process: regulation of sodium ion transmembrane transporter activity; cardiac muscle cell action potential involved in contraction; regulation of ventricular cardiac muscle cell membrane repolarization. Gene Ontology annotation, cellular component: voltage-gated sodium channel complex; plasma membrane.
GCGCCGGGCGUGUGGACGGCCUGGAGGUGUCCACGGGGAAGGUGUCCCUCCUGCAGGCCACCAACGGCUCCACGGUGCUGCUGCCCUGCACCUACUCCUCCUGCAUCGGCAUCCACAAGCUGUACUUCAACUGGCACUACAACGACAACGGCACCAUGCUCAAGCUGUGCGAGGCGGUGAUCCCCAAGGAGAACGUGGAGCCGGUGGUGGGCGUGUAUCACGAGCGUGUAGAGUUCGUGGGCUCGUCCAGGAGGAAUAACAUCUCUAUCCUGCUGUGGAACAUCACAUUCGAGGACAGGGGCGACUACGUCUGCUUCGCCCGCAACCCCAAGGAGAAGAACCGCAACCACAGUGCCGUCUACACACUCAUCGUGGUGGAUCAGCUGACAGAGGUGGACACCACGCUGACCACCGUCAUGGUGGCUGUGGUGGGGACCCUCCUGGGCAGUCUGCUGCUGUUCAUGGUGGCCAAGGCCCUGGUGGUCAACUUCAUGCCAAAGAAAGAAGACAAGAAUAAGGACUGCCUGGUGAGCUCCACGGUGGUGGACCACACAGAGGACGCCCGGUCGGGGGCCAAAGGCUCCAAGGGGAAGGCCUGAAGCCUGGCUGUGCAGCUCCCAGCGUACAGAUCCACGUCUAGGAAGCUGCUUACUAACAGACUGCUCCACGUACUCGUGGGAAAUGAGGAUUUUAGGGUUUUACAUUUUCAGAUCCACCUCCACUGUGCAGAAUAGCCAACACUUAAAUCCUCAAACUCAACCUUUUUUAUUUGAAAACGUCUUUCAUACAGAAAAACCUUUUUUACAACGGACCUUAAAAUGGAGAAUUAAAGUUAUUUCGAACUAUGCUCUAAUUCUAAUAUGAUACAAUAUAGUAACAUUAUAUAUAAAUAUGUAUUCAUAUAUCUAAUAACUUUGCAAAUAUUGAGUUUAAAUUGUGGUCUGAUCAAAAGAGUGCAAUGACCCAUCAUUGGUCACUAUGGAAACAGGACCAACCAAUCGCCUGCCAGAACCAAUCUACUGCCGCGGUGUCAGCGAUGGCUCCGCACACGCCCCCUGCCGGCGCCAUGGCACCCGACCACACCCGUCGCCACGACACCCGACCACACCCGUCGCCACGACACCCGACCACACCCGUCGCAGCAACAACGUUUACAAUCAUAUUUGAUCGUUGAUGAACACAGAAAAAAAUGCAUGUAAUAUAGAAUUGGAUGAAAUCAUCUGCUGAGUUUAAUAAUCUAAUACUGAACCUAAACACUGCCGUGGGUCAGAGGACCUAUACCUCCAGUGACCCCACUCUGGGUCCUGGUUUUAACUCAGAGAGACCCAGUCCUACUGGGUCUCCCCUCCACUGCCAUCGGUCUAUGUUUAGAGGGGUCCGCAUGAGAGACCCACCAGAUCCACGCGGUUCUGUUGGGUUCCCGGUCUCCCCACACACAGCCUACUGCAUCGUUAGGGUAGUCAUUAAGCACUUGAUUAAAAGGCCGUCUGUCUGUCCGCUCUUUUCUGGUCGGCACUUUUAAAGAGGCUAAGAAGAGAUUUGGAAUCGUUUAAGACAAUGCACACAUUAAAAGAUUAUGUAUCUAUCAAAAGGUGUAACAGAACACAAAUAUAGGAAACAAAGUUAUGAAGCUGUAUUAUGUAAAAAUAAAUGACAUUUUAUGCAGAUUGUUCCUAUUUUGCACCACUUCACUGGUGUCUCGUGGUGAAGAAACUAAAGAAUGAAUGUUUUCAUACUCACCUUCUGAAUCAUAUUCAGAAUUUAUUAACAUCUUCUGAAUUCAUUGAUAUUAAUAUUCAGAAUCAAUGAAUUAAUUCAUACAAAAUAGGGUUGAGAAUAAGAAUAAGAAUAAAUCAUAUUAAGAAUAGUCUGAGCAAUGAAAAAUGAUCACAAGUGGGAACUUGUGUCUAUGUUUUGGGCAUGGUUGGUAUUGUCAGUAAAAGCCUCUGGGAUGAGAUGGUUUGAGCUUAUAUACUCAAAAGAUAAUCAUAUAGCCUCCACAAGCAUCUACGCCAAAUGUGAUACUAAAAUACAUUACAUUGUGUGACAAAAAACGUUUUGCCCGGACAUUAUAAUAGAUUAAAUAAACAGUAUAAUAUACAUACUGUUAUGCUUUUAGAGCAAUUCAACUAUGCUAAAUGUAAAAUGUGGUGUAUGACUUAUCCACCAUCAUUGUCCUUGUUAGAAGCUGCUUCCCUUUGGUUUUGGUUCAUGUGUGAUUGUCUGAUGUCAUGUUGUGUUACCUUGUCGUGUUAUGUUGUGUUGUCAUGUUCUUUUAUCAUGUUGGGUUAUCUUGUCCCACUGCUGCUCACUCCACAGUGUAUUUUCUUUCAGUAGAAGCAAUAAGCCCAGUCUCCUGAUUAUGCAAUAACCUGUUUCAUUGCACUUUAUCUAGAAUGUCGCUCGCUGCUGCUGAGGUUCACUACUCUCUGUCCUAUGCAGAAGUCUUGUACAAGUGCAUCUCGGUUGUAUGAACGUAUUUCCCUUGUGGUGUGACACAUAGCUGUAAAUCAUAUGUAAACCAGGCAGGGACACGUCAAUGUAUAACAGAAAACAAAUGGUUUUACAAAGUUGGUCUUCCACUUCUGUCUGCUGAAGCCGUUGUCUGUUGAAAUGCAUUCUGUUAUCUCCCCCUAAAGUAAAAUUGUUGGUGAAUGAAACCACUGCGUCUGUAUCGUCUGCAGACCCUCAUCCGAUUUGCUGCUGCCUGGUCCGGGGCAGACAUCGUGCCGAGAGAGUGUAAAUCUAUGAUCCCAAGAGACGUUUUGCAGUGAAGCUUUCCACGAGAAUAAAACAGUUGCAUUGCUAUAACACAUCAACAUA